AUGUCAUUGAGACACAUGAUCAUCCACACAGGAGAGAAACCCUUUAGCUGCUCAGUUUGUAAGAAAGCUUUUUCACAGAAUAUAGAUUUAAAGACACACAUGAGAGUCCACACAGGAGAGAAACCCUUUAGCUGCUCAGUCUGUACGAAAGCUUUUUCACAGAAUAUACAUUUCAAGGCACACAUGAGAAUCCACACAGGAGAGAAACCCUUUAGCUGCUCAGUUUGUACAAAAUAUUUUGCAGUGAGUGCAAGUUUAACAAAACACAUGAGAAUUCACACAGGAGAGAAACCACACAGCUGCUCAGUCUGUAAGAAAGCUUUUUCACAGAGUGGAAGUUUAAAGGCACACAUGAGAGUCCACACAGGAGAGAAAUCACACAGCUGCUCAGUUUGUAAGAAAGCUUUUUCACAGAGUGGAAGUUUAAAGGACCACAUGAGAAUCCACAUAGGAGAGAAACCCUUUAGCUGCUCAGUUUGUAUGAAAGCUUUUUCACGGAGUGGAAGUUUAAAGAGACACAUGAGAAUCCACACAGGAGAGAAACCCUUUAGCUGCUCAGUCUGUAUGCAAGCUUUUUCACUGAGAGGAAAUUUAAAGGCACACAUGAGAUUUGGUUGGACUCAUGUGACUCUGCUGAUCGUGGUGACUCAGUCUCACCUCAUCAUUCACAACCUGUUUGGCGGGAUGAUCUGGUUCCUUGGGCCGAUUUCCUGUGUAGUCUGUAACAACAUUAUGGCCUACAUGUUUGGUUUCUUCUUCGGGCGCACCCCUCUCAUCAAGGUGCUCAUGUCAACAAAUGGGGCACACAGCGCAGCAGUGUAA
Messenger RNA from Trematomus bernacchii (emerald rockcod), 822 nucleotides. RefSeq names its product gastrula zinc finger protein XlCGF71.1-like. Bases 1 to 822 code for a protein of 273 amino acids. Lineage: Eukaryota; Metazoa; Chordata; Actinopteri; Perciformes; Nototheniidae. The transcript has 6 exons. Gene Ontology annotation, biological process: regulation of DNA-templated transcription. The record is from RefSeq and is a predicted model, not a curated record. Gene Ontology annotation, molecular function: RNA polymerase II cis-regulatory region sequence-specific DNA binding; DNA-binding transcription factor activity, RNA polymerase II-specific.